This is a messenger RNA of Salvia miltiorrhiza (redroot sage), 1781 nucleotides long. Its product is annotated as MLO-like protein 6. Gene Ontology annotation, biological process: defense response. Bases 531 to 1667 code for a protein of 378 amino acids. The record is from RefSeq and is a predicted model, not a curated record. Gene Ontology annotation, cellular component: membrane. The transcript has 11 exons. Lineage: Eukaryota; Viridiplantae; Streptophyta; Magnoliopsida; Lamiales; Lamiaceae.
AGGGCAAGGUACAACUCGUCUCUGCAUAUGGAAUCAACCAGCUUCAUAUAUUCAUUUUUGCAUUGGCUGUUUCUCACGUACUAUGCUGCGUCACAACCUUAUAUAUGGGUGGACUAAAGAUAAGGAAAUGGAAAUGUUGGGAAGAAGAGACAACGACGGUUCACUACCAAUGCCACAAUGAUCCAGAGAGGUUCAGAUUUGUGAGGGAGACAACAUUUGCACGUAGGCAUUUGCAUUUUUGGACCAACCAUCCCAUCCUCCUAUGGCUUGUAAAAAUCCCCUAUACCCUUAAUUUUCUUUUAUUAUUUUUUUUUAAUUUCAUAAUCAUUUGCUUUAGUAUAUUGAAAGUGAGGUGCAUUACACUAUAAUAAUUGAGUAAAUUGUACAAAAAUUCACCAACUUUAAUUUGUUUUUUUUCUUUCGUUUUAUACAAACCAUACAAAAUAUCAUGUUAGUGUGGAACAUAGUUCUUUUUUUUCCUUUUUCUUUUUCCUUAAUUUUAAUAUAAUUUGCGAAUAGAUUAAAAGUAUAUGCUCCAAUUUUCUGGUGUGCAGGGUUGUUUCUUUGCGCAGUUUUUCACGUCAGUUGCAAAAGUGGACUACUUAACACUGAGACAUGGAUUUGUAACAGCACAUCUGACACCUCAGAGCCAAGCAACAUUCAAUUUUCAGAAGUAUAUCAACAGAUCACUGGAAGAAGACUUCAAAGUUCUAGUUGGGAUAAGCCCUGUGAUAUGGCUAUCAGCUGUUCUGCUCCUCCUCACCAACACCAAUGGGUGGUAUUCACAAUACUGGGUGCCAUUCAUCCCUCUAAUUAUAAUUCUCCUGAUCGGGGCAAAAUUCCAAGUUAUCAUAACAAAAAUGGGAAUAGAUAUUCUAGAGAGAGGAGUUAUAAUCAAGGGCACUCCACUAGUUCAGGCAGGCGAUGACCUGUUCUGGUUCAGUCGACCUCGUUUGAUCCUAUUCUUAAUCCAUUUUGUUCUUUUCCAGAAUGCAUUUCAGAUCGCUUUCUUUGUAUGGAGUUGGUACGAAUUUGGAUUCCCGUCUUGCUACCACGAGAACUUUGAGGAGAUGAUUAUCAGGAUAACAAUGGGUGUUACAAUACAGGUUCUGUGCAGCUACGUGACUAUCCCUCUCUACGCCUUAGUCACUCAGAUGGGCUCAUCAUUAAAGCCAGUCAUUUUCAGCCAGCGAGUUGCAUCAGCGCUACGCACAUGGCACCAAAGAGCAAGCAAGCGGCUGAAACAAAGGAGGCAAUCAGGGAGCAGCACCCCUGUUGAUGGAGGUGCUUCACCAGUGCAUCUCUUACGUGAGCACAAGAAAUAUAAUGAUAUCCACAAGGGUAGAGAAGGUGGUGAAGGAGCAUCGGCAUCUCCCAGCCACCGUGAUAUUGAUGAUACGAUGAGGAAGUGCAGACAUCUAGGUAAGACGAAAAGGAAUGAAAAUGAAAUUAGUUUGCGGAACUUCUCUUUUGGAAAUAAGCAGUGUUUAGCAGGAAUGGAGGAUGGCUCUAUGUCACCAUGUCCCAGCCACCAUCAUAUUGACAAUACGGCAAGGAAUAGCAUACGCGUAUCUCUAGGUCAGAGGGAUGAUACUGAAAUUAGUUCAGGGGAGUUCUCUUUCAGAAAUAAGCCAGAAUUAUCAGGAGUCAGUGGCUCUAAGUGGUAAAUCAUAGCUUUGUAAACCUCCUGAAAUAUGUCAACUUAUCUGAUGAAAAUUAGUGUCAGAUAAAAGUAUCAACUCACAAAUUUAGUUAUAAUUAAUUCUUCUGAUAUACAUUCA